Molecule: messenger RNA, 1629 nt
Organism: Trematosphaeria pertusa
Lineage: Eukaryota; Fungi; Ascomycota; Dothideomycetes; Pleosporales; Trematosphaeriaceae
Exons: 3
Coding region: 1-1629 (542 amino acids)
Biological process (GO): rRNA methylation; box C/D sno(s)RNA 3'-end processing
Cellular component (GO): small-subunit processome; box C/D methylation guide snoRNP complex
Molecular function (GO): RNA binding; histone H2AQ104 methyltransferase activity; rRNA methyltransferase activity
Source: RefSeq, a predicted model, not a curated record
AUGCUCGCAACGUCGACGAGGCCUGCGCCGAAUGCAGGUUCGAAUGGCAAGCCCGCCUACCAUACGGUAACCGCUUUGAAGAGGUGGUCCUGCGAUGACAAGGACCUGCCCGCCGCGUCCGAUAUCAAAGCGAUCCAUGUGUACGACUUUGACAAUACCCUAUUUGCAAGCCCGCUUCCGAACAAGCAGAUAUGGAAUGGCUCGACGGUCGGCCAACUGGCAUCGCCCGAUGUCUUCGUAAACGGAGGCUGGUGGCACGAUUCGAGCAUACUCGCCGCAACCGGUGAUGGCGCAGUCAAGGAAGAGCCCCGAGCGUGGAGAGGGUGGUGGAACGAGAGCAUCGUCACGCUGGUCGAGCUCACGAUGCAGCAGAAAGAUGCGCUCAAUGUGCUGCUCACCGGCCGGUCAGAGUCUGGUUUCGCCGACCUCAUCAAGCGCAUAGUAAAGAGCAAGAAGCUCCACUUCGAUAUGGUUUGCCUGAAGCCAACCAUUGGCCCGGCCGGCCAGAAGUUCAGGUCGACCAUGGAGUUCAAGCAAGAGCUUCUGAAAGAGAUCGUCUACACAUACAAGGACGCAGAGGAGAUACGGGUCUAUGAGGAUCGGGUGAAGCACACUAAAGGCUUCCGUGACUUCUUCUUCCAGUUCAACAAGGACCUGAUGUCAGGCGCAAUUCAACCGGCGCGAAAACCCAUCGUCACAGAAGUCGUCCAGGUUGCAGAGAACGCCACGCAGCUCAACCCAGUGUCCGAGAUCGCGGAGAUCCAGCGCAUGAUCAACUCCCACAACCUGCAGGUUAAGGCCGGUAGUGCCCCGCCUGGAACACCGCCGUACCAGAUCAAGAAGACUGUCUUCUACACUGGAUAUAUGAUACCGAGCGCUAUGACGGAGAAGCUGGUCUCGCUCGUAAAGCUGCCUCAAGGCACACCCGAAGGCGACAUUCGGUACCUUGCUAACAGCAUACUGAUCACGCCCAAGCCGUGCCCGAAGAGCAUCCUUGACAAGGUAGGUGGCAUUGGCGCUAAGGUUAUCUGGAAAGUGACAGGAGUAUCAUGCUUUGAGAAUAAGCUGUGGGCGGCUCGUGUUGAGCCCGUCCCGCGCUCAGCGAAGUAUUACUCUGAGAAUCCGAUACCAACCGUCGUAUUAGCGAUCCGCAAAGGUGGAAGGCCGGCGGAAGCGGCCCGCAUUCAGAACUGGCAUCCGGUACCGGAAGAGGAGUCUUACAUGUUCGAGAGCGUCGUCGGCGAGAAAGUCGUGUUGCGUAUCGAGGAAGAACAGGCCGACGAGAGCGAGUGGGAGAGCUACUUCCCGAACAAAACAUAUCACAAGCGAACACGAGAAGAAGAACCAGGGAAUGGAUAUGCGAGGGACUCCAGGCCGCACUACCCGCGUGGUACUGACGAUAGGCGCCCGAAUGCUUACCGAGGUGGCAAUCGAGAUCGCGGUCGGGGUGGUCACCGCAAUCCAUCGUAUGGCUCCAGAGGCGGGAGGGGUGGCGCUGGAUAUCGUGGAGACCGAGGCGGAGGUCCCCGAGGACGAGGUCGUGGGGGCCCAUCGCAGUACAGAAGUCUUGACGACGUGGACAGGAGCUACGGUCAGCCAAACUACGACGAUCCAGAUCGCUAUUAUUGA